AUGUCAACCCCCACAGCAUCUGAUUGUGCCAAGGCUCUCGAAAGGAAGAAUGAAGGUAACGUUUUUGUAAAAGAAAAGCAUUUUUUGAAGGCCAUUGAGAAAUAUACAGAGGCAAUUGAUCUAGAUGCAACACAGUCUAUAUAUUUUUCAAAUAGAGCAUUUGCUCAUUUUAAGGUGGAUAACUUUCAAAGUGCUUUGAAUGACUGUGAUGAAGCCAUUAAAUUGGAUCCUAAAAAUAUCAAAGCUUACCAUAGGCGUGCAUUAUCUUGUAUGGCUUUGUUAGAAUUCAAGAAGGCAAAGAAAGAUUUGAAUGUACUUUUAAAGGCAAAACCCAAAGACUCUGCUGCUACUAAGGCCUUAGUUACAUGUGAUAGAUUUAUUAGAGAGGAGAGAUUUAGGAAAGCCAUCGGAGGUGGAGAAAAUGAAACUAAAAUCAGUUUGUGUCAAACUUUGAACUUGAGCUCUUUCGAUGCUAACGCAGACUUAGCCAACUAUGAUGGUCCCAAAUUAGAAUUUGAACAGUUAUAUGACGAUAAGAAUGCAUUUAAAGGUGCAAAGAUCACGAACAUGUCUCAAGAGUUUAUUUCGCAAAUGAUUAACAAUUUGUUUUUAAAGGCAAAACAUCUCCCAAAAAAGUACGUCGCAGCUAUUAUCUCACAUGCAGACACUUUGUUUCGUCAAGAGCCUUCUAUGGUGGAAUUAGAAAAUAAUUCUACUCCCGAUAUAAGGAUAUCAGUAUGUGGUGAUACACAUGGCCAGUUUUAUGACGUUUUGAACCUAUUUCGCAAGUUUGGUAAAGUAGGCCCUAAGCACACAUAUCUUUUUAAUGGUGAUUUUGUUGAUCGUGGUUCUUGGUCGUGUGAAGUUGCACUAUUGUUCUACUGUCUGAAAAUACUUUAUCCAAUGAAUUUCUUUUUGAACAGAGGUAAUCACGAGAGUGACAACAUGAACAAAAUUUACGGGUUUGAAGAUGAAUGUAAAUACAAAUACUCACAAAGGAUUUUUAAUAUGUUCUCGCAAAGUUUUGAAAGUCUGCCAUUAGCUACUUUAAUUAAUGAUGAUUACCUUGUAAUGCAUGGUGGCCUGCCAAGUGAUCCUUCAGCAAGUUUAUCGGAUUUCAAGAAUAUUAACAGAUUUGCUCAACCACCAAGAGAUGGUGCCUUCAUGGAACUAUUAUGGGCAGAUCCACAAGAAGCCAAUGGGAUGGGCCCCUCACAACGUGGUCUAGGACAUGCUUUUGGACCUGAUAUUACGGAAAGAUUUUUAAAGAACAACAAAUUGCGUAAGGUAUUUAGAUCUCACGAGUUGAGAAUGGAUGGUGUACAAUUCGAGCAGAAAGGUAUGCUAAUGACAGUUUUUAGCGCUCCGAACUAUUGUGAUAGUCAAGGUAAUCUUGGAGGUGUUAUUCAUAUUGUUCCUGGUCAUGGCGUUUUACAGCCCGGUAGGAAUGAUGACGAGAAUCUACUGAUUGAAACAUUUGAAGCUGUUGAACAUCCAGAUAUUAAGCCAAUGGCCUACUCAAAUGGUGGAUUUGGCUUGUAA
This is a messenger RNA of Saccharomyces mikatae IFO 1815, 1542 nucleotides long. It is a transcript of the gene PPT1, whose product is annotated as protein serine/threonine phosphatase. The record is from RefSeq and is a predicted model, not a curated record. The transcript has a single exon. Gene Ontology annotation, cellular component: nucleus; cytosol. Gene Ontology annotation, molecular function: protein binding; protein serine/threonine phosphatase activity. The coding region runs from base 1 to 1542 and encodes 513 amino acids. NCBI's taxonomy places the organism in Eukaryota, Fungi, Ascomycota, Saccharomycetes, Saccharomycetales, Saccharomycetaceae.